GGCCAACGAUGCAUUUGUCAAGUGAAGUGAGUUCGACGACAAACGGGCUGGGCCACGAGGCUCCAUCGUCGAGCUACUGCCAGGGGCUGAGCCAGCCACUGACGGCUGAGCUGCUGGCUGAACGGACCAUUGAGGGUUUGCUGGCGGAUCACCCCGGCGAGCUGGUCAAGACUGGGUGCCCUCAUGUUGUAUGCACAGUGCUGCCCCCCCACUGGCGGUCGAACAAGACGCUACCAGUGGCCUUCAAGGUGGUAGCCCUGGGGGACGUGGGCGACGGCACGCUGGUCACGGUGCGCGCCGGCAACGACGAGAACUGCUCCGCUGAGCUGCGGAACUGCACGGCGGUGAUGAAGAACCAGGUCGCCAAGUUCAACGACCUGAGGUUCGUCGGCAGAAGCGGCAGAGGCAAAUCCUUCACUCUAACAAUAAUGCUGGCGACCUCGCCCCCGCAAGUGGCGACCUACCAGAAGGCAAUCAAGGUGACGGUGGACGGCCCCCGCGAGCCGCGCUCCAAGACUCGCCACCACGGCUUCCACCCGUUCCACUUCGGCCCGCGCUUCGUGCCCGACCCGCUGAUGGGGUCACUGCCCUUUAAACUGUCGGGCAUAGCCCACCAGCUGGCGGGGCUCCCGGGCGGCGAGUGGGGCGCGCUGGCGCGGCACUACCCCCCGCCCCUCAUGCCGGCGCACGCGCACUUCUCCCCGCACGUGCUGCCCUCCCCCGGCCCGCCGCACGCGCCGCCGCCGCCGCUCACUGAUGCUGACGUGAAGUCAGACAACCCGCUAGCCGUGCACCCGCACAGCACCACGAGUCCCGUGACGUCACGUCCCAGCUCGCCGCAGGACGACGACAUCUCCGUGACGGCGUCCAUGAGCCCGCCGCCGGACGAGCGGCCCGGCGCCUUCACCUCCGUGACGCGCGCGCGCAAGCCCCCCGCGCCCCUCCCCGCCCCCUCCAGCCUCUUCCACAGCGCACUCGCCGCCCAACUGUUCCUCAACUCACCGCUACUGCCCACGCCACCCGCCUGGCUCUACUCACAACUCUACGGAGGCUACGACUGGUGGCUCCGGCCGCCGCCACCCCAGGAAGACUCCAACCAUUCUAGCCCCGACAGAGAAGAGGAAGCAGGGUCCACAGUGUCCGAAGUAGGCAAGAAAAGGCCCGCGUCGCCCGAGUGGACUGACCAGGUCCGGACCAGGAGCAAAUCUCUCAUCUCUGCGGAGAAGCGACCGGUAGAUGUGUGGCGCCCCUAUUAGCUGUCGUAAUAUGAUGUGUAUAGUUCUAUUAGUGUUAACUUGUAAAGACAACUGUGGUGACCGUCCGCGAGACUGUGGCAGCAAAUCUUGGAACUCUGAUUAAUGAUGAUGUAAAUAGCUGUGACGCAAUUAGUCGAAUGAAUGUGGAUCUCAAAUAGUUUAAGGUUUUAACGUUGUUAAAUGUAUUAUAAGAUAAUGCAGGUGUAAAUAAAGUUAUCAAAUUUUCACAUGUAUUUUUAUUUGCUGAAGAGAGCUU
Molecule: messenger RNA, 1512 nt
Organism: Plutella xylostella (diamondback moth)
Lineage: Eukaryota; Metazoa; Arthropoda; Insecta; Lepidoptera; Plutellidae
Gene: RunxB
Product: RUNX family transcription factor Runt related B
Biological process (GO): regulation of DNA-templated transcription
Cellular component (GO): nucleus
Molecular function (GO): DNA-binding transcription factor activity, RNA polymerase II-specific; RNA polymerase II cis-regulatory region sequence-specific DNA binding; ATP binding
Source: RefSeq, a predicted model, not a curated record